This is a messenger RNA of Sphenostylis stenocarpa, 1893 nucleotides long. NCBI's taxonomy places the organism in Eukaryota, Viridiplantae, Streptophyta, Magnoliopsida, Fabales, Fabaceae. The record is from the annotation of a GenBank genome assembly.
AUGGGAGCCUCUAACAGCCGUGAAGAUCCGUUAGAAUCGUCCGAUUCAGAGCAAGAGCAGGAAGAAACCUACCAAGAUGCCGCCGAAGGAAGCUCCGAACGGCCACCAAAAACGCCGUCAACUCCGUCAUCCCUCGAUGACGUGGAGGCCAAGCUCAAAGCGCUCAAACUCAAAUAUUCAUCCUCCACCACCCCUGCCGUCAAAAACGCCGUCAAACUCUACCUCCACGUCGGCGGCAACACCCCCAAAGCUAAGUGGGUAGUCUCCGACAAACUCACCACGUAUUCUUUCGUCAAAGCCCACUCCGACGCCGACUCCGACGACGAAAACAACGAUACCGACGACGACGAAAACAACGAACAAUCAUUCUGGGUUAUGAAAGUCGGUUCCAAAAUCCGGGCCAAGGUGGGCCCUGAGAUGGGCCUGAAGAGUUUCCCCGACCAGCGGCGCGUGGACUUCGUGGCGCGUGGCGUCUGGGCGAUGAAGUUCUUCACCGUGCAAGAGCAAAUCGACUUUAUUGAUUCCUUCCAGAAGUGUCUCUUCGAGAACACGCAUGGAGUGGAGGCGACGGAAGCGAACAAGCUCAAGAUCUACGGCAAGGAUUUCAUGGUGUGGGCGAAACCCGAAUCCGCGGACGAUUCCAUGUGGGAAGACGCAGAGGAAACUUUCUCCAAAACCCCCACUCCGGUUAGGGCAACUCAGGAUUUGAAAGAAGAGUUCGAAGAAGCUUCAAACGGUGGUAUUCAGAGCAUUGCAUUGGGUGCUUUAGAUAAUAGUUUUUUGGUGAGUGAUAACGGUAUUCAGGUUGUGAAGAACUUCGCACAUGGGAUUCACGGGAAGGGUGCUUUCGUUAAUUUCAGUGAUGGGUAUAAAAAUGGGGAUGGGGGAUCUUCUUCCUAUUGUACCCCUAAGAAGACGCUUCUUAUGAAGGCUGAAACGAACAUGCUUCUGAUGAGUCCAAUGGGUGGAGGAAAGCUUCACUCGACGGGGCUUCAUCAGCUUGAUAUUGAGACUGGGAAGGUAGUUAGUGAAUGGAUGUUUGGGAAGGAUGGGACAGAGAUUACAAUGAGGGAUAUUACCAAUGAUUGUAAAGGGGCACAGUUGGAUCCUUCUGGGUCAACUUUUCUAGGGUUGGAUGAUAACAGGCUUUGUAGGUGGGAUAUGAGAGAUCGCAAUGGGAUGGUUCAGAAUUUGGCCGAUUCGAAUGCCCCUGUGUUGAAUUGGGCGCAAGGACAUCAGUUUUCGAGGGGGACUAAUUUUCAAUGCUUUGCUACUACUGGUGAUGGGUCCAUUGUUGUUGGGUCUUUGGAUGGGAAGAUAAGACUGUAUUCAGUGAACACGAUGAGGCAGGCGAAGACUGCGUUUCCUGGCCUUGGAUCUCCUGUUACUCAUGUGGAUGUUACCUUUGAUGGCAAGUGGAUUGUUGGUACUACUGACACCUACUUGAUUCUUAUUUGUACCCUCUUUACUGACAAAGAUGGAAGGACGAAGACUGGUUUUGCCGGACGGAUGGGAAACAGGAUCGCUGCUCCUAGGUUGUUGAAGCUCACCCCUCUUGAUUCCCAUUUGGCUGGAGGAAACAAUAAGUUCCGGAAUGCACAGUUUUCGUGGGUGACAGAGAAUGGGAAACAGGAGCGGCAUAUAGUAGCCACUGUUGGGAAGUUCAGUGUGAUAUGGAACUUCCAGCAAGUGAAGGAUGGUGCUCAUGAGUGCUACCGUAACCAGCAGGGUCUUAAGAGCUGCUACUGCUACAAGAUAGUCCUUAGGGAUGAUUCCAUUGUUGAGAGCCGUUUUAUGCAUGACAGGUUUGCAGUCAGUAAUUCUCCGGAGGCUCCACUGGUUAUAGCUACCCCAAUGAAAGUUAGCUCAUUCAGCAUAUCCGGCAAGCAAUGA